Messenger RNA from Closterium sp. NIES-65, 2682 nucleotides. Lineage: Eukaryota; Viridiplantae; Streptophyta; Zygnematophyceae; Desmidiales; Closteriaceae. The record is from the annotation of a GenBank genome assembly.
AUGGGGUUGGAGACGCCACAAGAGCUGGAGCACGCGGGAAGUAGGGAAGCGUCAGGGCACCCCGCAUUAGGCGCGGGACCGAGCGCGAACCAGUCAGGGGGAGAGGCGCCGCACCCGGCGAAUGCGGAGGCGAAAGCGGAGAUGGACGCGGAUGAAGCAGCGCGGGAGAAGCAGCGGAGAAAGCAGAGCUCGACGGGGCAGGUGAUGGAGGUGCCGCCCAUGGACGAGUACUUGUGCCCCAUCUCGGGCGACGUUAUGGAGGAGCCCGUUACGAUCGCGUCGGGACACACCUUCGACCUCAAGUCCAUUCAAAGGUUCUUCGACGAGGGCAACAAGCACUGCCCCGUAACGCAGGAGGCGCUGGAUAACCUCGAGAUGACGCGCAACGAGGACAUGGCGCGAUCCAUCGACGAGUGGCGCGCGCGCAACACGGUGAUGCGCAUCCAGGCGGCGCGGCCGAAGCUGCAGUCCGCCAAGGAGGAGGAGGUGGAGGGCGGGCUGCUGGAGCUGUUUCAGCUGUGCGAGGAGCGCGCCACGAACCGGUAUUGGGUGGCGGCGGAGGGGCUCAUCCCCGUCGUCGUCAACCUCCUCAAGUCCACCUCUCGCAACCUCCGCCGGAAAACGCUCGCCACGCUCGCCAACCUCGCCAACGGGAAUGACGAGAACAAGGUGCGGGGGAUUGUGGUGGGCUCCUCCAACGCAAAACCUAUCCCUUCCCACAUCCCCCGCACGACCUUGCCACUCGCUACCCACUCCGUUUCCCUCCCCCCAUUUCCCCCCUUUCCCUCCCACGCGUCCCCACCACUCCCCCCCACGCAUCCCUCUACAUCCCUCCGCGCGUCCGCUGCGCAGGAGCUGGUGGUGGAUGCAGGCGCCAUUCAGCUCGCCGUGCGCUCGCUGUCGCGUGACGUGGGCGAGAGCCGGCAGGCCGUGGCGCUGCUGCUGGAGCUGUCCAAGAGCCCCAAGGUGUGCGAGGAGAUAGGGCGCGCGCAGGGCUCCAUCCUGCUGCUCGUCACCAUGCUCAACAACGAGAACGCCAACGCCGCCAAGGACGCCGCCGCCGUGCUGCAGCAGCUGGCCAGCAACGACCAGAACGUCGUGCAGAUGGCCGAGGCCAACCACUUCAAGCCACUCGCUGACCGCCUCACCACAGGAUCGGACAUGACGCGGAUCGUGAUGGCGAGCGCACUAUCGCGCAUGUCCUUGACGGACCAGAGCAAGGCAGUGCUGGUGCAGCAGGGCGCCAUCCCGCCGCUCGUCACCAUGAUCGCCGCGGGCAAGCUCGAGGCCAAGGCAGCGGCCCUGGGCGCGCUGCAGAACCUCUCGUCGCUGGCGGCCAACCGCAACGAGCUCAUCCGCGCGGGCGUGGUGCCGCCGCUGCUGACGCUGCUCUUCUCCGUGACGUCCGUGGUGAUGAGCCUCAAGGAGGGCGCCGCCGCCAUCCUCGCCAACAUCUCCCUGGCGGCGGGCGCGCAGGCGGAGACGAGGAUCGACGGCAACGGGGCGAUUCUGGAGUCGGAGGAGACCAUCUUCCAGCUGCUCUCGCUCAUGAACCUCGCUGGCCCCAACAUCCAGGUGAAUCUACUGAAGGCGCUGCUGGGCAUGGCGUCGGUACCGCAGGCCAUGGAAGUGCGCAACCGCAUGAUAGUGGGCGGAGCAGUCGACGUCCUCAUCCCCUUCAUUGACGGCUCUGAAGGGGGGCCAGCGACGCGGCCGUUGGCAGCGAGGGUGUUGAGGGAGCUGUCAAAGGAGGCGGAGGCGGGCAGGAGUGUGGCGGGCAGCCUCAUGGAGAACCAGGCGGCGGCGCUCAAGGCCAUCAUCGCCAUGCUGCACGACAAGGACUCGUUUGAUAACCGCGCUGCUGCUGCCGGCCUCAUCGCUGCGCUGCCACCCACUGACACCAAGCUCAACCAAGCUCUCGUGCAGGCGGAUGUGGUGCAGACGCUGGUGACGAUGCUGGGCAUGAAGGGGGGCGGCGUGGGCACCAACGCGCAGCUCAAGGACGCGGCGCUGGAGGGCGCUGCUAAUGCCCUUGUGCGCUUCACUCUCCCCUCCAACAUCAAGCAGCAGCAGCAGCUGGCGGAGCUAGGAGCCAUCCCGCAGCUGGUAACCCUGCUGGUGACGGGCAACGCGGGGGCGAAGAGGGGAGCAGCGCUGUGCCUGGGCAACUUCUCCGAGUCCAGCCCCACGCUCUCCGUCUCUGUCAAGGCCAAGUCAGGCGGGUGCUGCUUCAAGGCGCCCGAGGAGCCCAAGUGUGUGGUGCACGGGGGCACGUGCUCCGUGCGCGCGUCCUUCUGCCUGCUGGAGGCGGAGGCCAUCGACCCGCUCGUGGGCGCCAUGGGCGAGAAGGACCCUCUCACGGCCGAGGCCGCUCUCACCGCGCUGUCGACGCUCAUGGCGGACUCGUGCCGGUGGGAGGCCAGCGUCAAGAUCAUCCAUGAGUCCGGCGGGUUUGGGCGGGUGGUGCAGCAGCUGAGCGAGGGCACGGAGAGGGCGAAGGAGAAGGGGGUGUGGAUGUUGGAGAAGCUGUUUCGCCUCGAGGAGUACAAGUUUGAGUACGCCACCAAGGCACAGGGCGCGCUCAUUGAGAUGACCCAACACGGGUCCAACGAGACCAAGCCCGUGGCUGCUAAGAUCUUGAGCCAUCUCGAGCUGCUGCACCAACAGUCUAGCUACUUCUGA